AUGGUUGUGAACCUCCUCGUGGUGGUGGCGAAAGGCCGAGUCGAAAGGGGAAGGCUUUGGAUUGCGUGGGAUGAUAACUUUAUUGAUGUUGAUGUUGCUGAAUGUGGUACGCAAUUCAUCCAUUGCCUUGUUUAUAUACGGUCACUACGUGAGUCAAUUGCCAUUACUAUGAUUUAUGGAGCUACGGAGGUGACAGACAAGAGGGAGUUAUGGGAUUCCCUAGUGACUAUUGCCAUGCAGACUGUUGAUAUCCCGUGGCUUAUUGGAGGGGAUUUCAAUGCGGUACGAGAUCUUAGUGAAAUAUGUGGAGCAUCGGGAGACAUUCAAAUGGCAAUGAAAGAGUUUAAUGACUGCAUUCAGAAUGCAGAACCACAAGCGGUAGUCGAUGAGUUUGUCAUGUACUACCAAAACCUGCUUGGUGGGGAAAGAAGGAGAGACGUAAUAGAUCUACGGUUCCUUCGACCAUGGGUGAGACAUCUAUUAAAUGAAGAGGACGUUAGCUCUUUACUCUUGCCAUUUACACCAACGGAUGUCAAGCAGGCAGUUUUUGACAUUGCGGAGGAUAAGGCACCGGGGCCGGACGGAUAUUCAUCGGGCUUUUUCAAAGCUGCAUGGCCUAUAGUGGGGCAGGAAGUGACGUCGGCAGUGCUGGAUUUCUUUACUACGGGACGAAUUCUGAAGCAGAUAAAUACUACACUUCUGGCGCUUAUACCCAAGGAGCUAUUUAUAGGCUACAACCAGGCUCUACCACCCCAGUGUGCCUUAAAAGUGGACAUUCGAAAGGCAUACGACACGGUGGAGUGGGAUUUUAUGAUCGCGGUGAUGGAGUUAUUUGGGUUCCCCUCUAAUUUCGUGAAGUGGAUUGAGGUGUGUGUUACUACAACUUCAUUUUCUGUUGGGCUGAAUGGGAAACCUCAUGGUUUCUUUAAGGGGGCUAGAGGGCUUCGACAAGGAGAUCCUCUUUCGCCAUACUUGUUCGUGCUUGUAAUGGAAGUACUACACUUGGGUUUCCUACAGUUGAUUGAUCAGGAUGAAUUAUUUUCCUUCCACUGGAAAUGUGAUACAUCCAGGGUUUUUCAGUUGGGCUUUGUUGAUGACUUGUUGUUAUUCUGUCAUGCUUAUAUGGACUCUAUUGGAGUCAUUAAAACAGGAUUGGGUCGAUUUGCUAUAUGGUCGGGGCUCAGGCUGAACGUGUGCGAUAGGACCUCGAUAUGGGUGGAAUGGUUGUACCAGGGUCGUUUACGAGGUACUUCCAUCUGGACGAUUAGAGAGCAUGGAGGAUCAUGGGUAUGGCGCAAUUACGAGGUACUUCCAUCUGGACGAUUAGAGAGCAUGGAGGAUCAUGGGUAUGGCGCAAAAUCCUCCGUUUUUACGGAUCUUCCUCCGAUCUAUGGUGGAUUAUUAGAUAGGAGAUGUGAGGAGAUUCUACUUGUGGCAAGACCCAUGGCAUCAUCUGGGACCCCUUAG
Sesamum indicum (sesame) is the source of this 1467-nucleotide messenger RNA. The record is from RefSeq and is a predicted model, not a curated record. NCBI's taxonomy places the organism in Eukaryota, Viridiplantae, Streptophyta, Magnoliopsida, Lamiales, Pedaliaceae.